AUGUCCUCUGAUUCAGAGUCAGUCAAGAAGUCGGAUAUAAAUAAUUUUGCCUAUCUUCCAUCAUCAAUAGUCCCAAAUCCUGUAUCGGGAACAAGGUCAGAGGGUUUAAGACCAGAAAAUUCAGAACAUAGUAUUAAGGGCAUUUCCAAAUAUCGAAUUAUGGGUGUCAAAGCUGAUGGAAUGUGA
Acaulospora colombiana is the source of this 186-nucleotide messenger RNA. Lineage: Eukaryota; Fungi; Glomeromycota; Glomeromycetes; Diversisporales; Acaulosporaceae. The record is from the annotation of a GenBank genome assembly.